AUGAGCGGGAGCGGCGGCCCCGGGCCCGGCGCGGCUCCCUGCCGCUUCGCCCACUACUUCGUGCUGUGCGGCAUCGACGCGGAGAGCGGGCUGGAGCCCGACGAGCUGGCAGUCUUGUACAAAUGGCUAGAAGCAGAUCUUCAUGGCAAGCGCUCAGGUACUGCAGACAAAACCUCAGGGGAGAAUUUUGAUCAGAGUCCCUUAAGAAGAACCUUCAAGUCCAAAGUUUUGGCCCACUAUCCUCAGAACAUCGAGUGGAACCCCUUUGACCAGGAUGCUGUCAACAUGCUGUGCAUGCCCAAAGGGCUGUCUUUCAGGACGCAGGCAGACAACAGAGAUCCCCAGCUCCAUUCGUUCAUCAUCACCAGGGAAGAUGGCUCUCGUACCUAUGGCUUCGUGCUCACGUUCUUCGAGGAGGUCACGAGCAAGCAGAUCUGCACAGCCAUGCAAACCCUUUACCAAAUGCACAACGCAGAGCAAUACAGCAGUGUCUGUGCCUCCUCCUCUUGCAGCAUGGACUCCCUGGCCAGCAGCAUCGACGAGGGUGAUGCCACUUCCCUGGCCAAGCUCCAGCGGUACAACUCCUACGACAUCAGCAGGGACACGCUGUACGUCUCCAAAUGUAUAUGCCUCAUCACCCCUCUGCCCUUCAUGCAAGCCUGCAAGAAGUUCCUGAUCCAGCUCUACAAGGCAGUGACCUCCCAGCAGCCACCACCUCUGCCCCUGGAGAGCUACAUCCACAAUAUCCUCUACGAGGUGCCCCUGCCACCCCCAGGGAGGUCGCUCAAGUUUUACGGGGUUUACGAGCCCAUCAUUUGCCAGAGACCUGGGCCCAACGAGCUGCCUCUCUCUGACUACCCCCUGCGGGAGGUCUUUGAGCUGCUGGGGCUGGAGAACCUGGUCCAGGUUUUCACCUGUGUUCUUCUGGAGAUGCAGAUCCUUCUGUACUCACAAGAUUAUCAGCGUCUGAUGACAGUGGCAGAGGGGAUCACGACGCUGCUGUUCCCAUUCCAGUGGCAGCACGUGUAUGUCCCCAUCCUUCCUGCCUCCCUCCUCCAUUUCCUGGAUGCUCCCGUUCCUUACCUGAUGGGGCUGCAGUCCAAGGAGGGAACGGACCGCUCCAAGCUGGAGCUGCCUCAGGAGGCAAACUUGUGCUUUGUAGACAUUGACAACCAUUUCAUCGAACUGCCGGAGGAAUUCCCCCAGUUCCCCAACAAGCUGGAGUUUAUCCAGGAAAUCUCAGAGGUUCUCCUGCAGUUUGGGAUCCCACCGGAGGGUAACCUGCACUGCAGCGACAGUGCCACCAAACUCAAGAACCUGGUUCUUAGUGACCUGGUGAAUGACAAGAAGAAUGGGAACAUCCCCAGCAAUGCCCUCAACAUGUACGAGCUGCUGAAAGGCAACGAGACCAUCGCCCGCCUCCAGGCCCUUGCCAAGAGAACAGGAGUGACAAUGGAAAAAAUCACCAUCACGGCUCCCCUGGUGGAGAAGGAGAAGGAUGGGAAAUUGCCAUGUGAGGAGGUGGAGCUGAGGGACUACAAACUGAACGUGCAGCUCCGCGAGGUGUUCGCCAACCGCUUCACGCAGAUGUUUGCAGACUACGAGGCUUUUGUCAUUCAGGCUGCCCCCGAUAUGGAGUCCUGGCUGACAAACAGGGAACAAAUGCAAAACUUUGACAAAGCUUCCUUCCUUUCGGACCAACCUGAGCCUUACCUCCCGUUCCUUUCACACUUCAUUGAAACACAGAUGUUUGCAACCUUCAUAGACAAUAAGAUAAUCUCCCAGUGGGAAGAGAAAGACCCUUUUCUACGAGUUUUUGACUCCCGCAUUGAGAAAAUAAGGCUGUAUAAUGUGAGGGCCCCUGCACUGCGCACAUCCAACUAUCAGAAAUGCAGCACUUUGAAAGAAGCAGCUCAAUCCAUCGAGCAGAGGCUGAUGAAGAUCGAUCACACAGCCAUCCACCCCCACUUACUUGAUAUGAAGAUUGGCCAAGGGAAAUAUGAACAAGGAUUCUUCCCAAAAUUGCAAUCGGAUGUCCUGGCAACGGGACCCACCAAUAACAACCGCUGGGCCAGUCGCAGCACCACCACCCAGCGGAGGAAGGAUCGCCUGCGGCAGCACUCGGAGCACAUCGGGCUGGACAAUGAUUUGAGGGAGAAAUACAUGCAGGAGGCGAGGAGUUUAGGAAAAAAUUUAAGGCAGCCCAAACUCUCAGACCUCUCUCCAGCUGUGAUUGCACAGACCAACUGGAAGUUUGUGGAAGGGUUACUGAAGGAAUGUCGCAUGAAGACUAAACGCAUGUUGGUAGAGAAGAUGGGCCAUGAAGCAGUCGAGCUAGGACAUGGAGAAGCCAACAUAACAGGUCUGGAGGAAAAUACAUUGAUUGCUAGCCUCUGUGAUCUGCUAGAAAGAAUCUGGAGCCAUGGUCUGCAGGUCAAGCAGGGGAAAUCUGCUUUGUGGUCCCAUUUACUUCAGUACCAGGAGAGAGAAGAGAAGCAAGAGCAUAGUGCAGAGUCCCCAGUAGCUGUUGGAACAGAAAGACGGAAAUCUGAUACAGGAAUUAGUCUGCCUACUUUGAGGGUUUCCCUGAUACAAGAUAUGAGGCAUGUUCAGAACAUGAGUGAGAUAAAGACUGAUGUGGGGCGAGCCCGAGCCUGGAUAAGGCUUUCUCUGGAGAAGAAGCUUUUGUCUCAGCACCUGAAACAGCUGCUUUCCAAUCAGGCACUCGCCAAGAAACUUUACAAGCGUUACGCUUUCCUGCGCUGUGAAGAAGAGCGGGAACAGUUUCUGUAUCACCUGCUCUCCCUCAAUGCUGUGGAUUACUUCUGCUUCACAAGCGUCUUCACCACAAUCAUGAUCCCGUAUAGGUCAGUGAUAAUUCCUAUCAAAAAACUAAGCAAUGCAAUAACUACAUCAAACCCAUGGAUUUGUGUGUCAGGAGAACUAGGAGAAACAGGUGUGAUGCAGAUUCCGAAAAACCAUCUAGAAAUGACAUUUGAGUGCCAGAAUCUCGGGAAGCUGACGACCGUUCAGAUUGGUCAUGACAACUCAGGGCUGCUAGCCAAGUGGCUGGUUGAUUGUGUCAUGGUCAGAAAUGAAAUAACAGGACACACAUACAAGUUUCCUUGUGGGCGGUGGCUGGGGAAGGGCAUUGAUGAUGGAAGUUUGGAGCGAAUUCUCAUUGGGGAGCUGGUGUCCUCCACCUCUGAUGAAGAGCUGGGAAAGCAGUGCCGUACCCCACCCCAGCAGAAAUCCCCCACCGUGGCUCGACGUCUGAGCAUCACUUCCCUCACAGGGAAGAACACCAAGCCUAAUGCAGGACAGAUCCAAGAGGGAAUUGGGGAAGCUGUGAACAAUAUUGUGAAACACUUUCACAAGCCAGAAAAAGAGAGGGGGAGCCUUACCAUUCUGUUGUGUGGAGAAAAUGGUCUGGUUGCAGCACUGGAACAGGUCUUCCACCAUGGAUUUAAGUCAGCUCGCAUUUUUCAUAAGAAUGUCUUCAUCUGGGAUUUCAUAGAGAAAGCUGUUGCUUAUUUUGAAACCAGUGACCAGAUUGGAGACAAUGAGGAGGCACUUUUGCUUCAGAGAUCUUCAUGCAAAACCUUCUGUCAUUACGUUAAUGCAAUCAAUACAGCUCCAAGGAACAUUGGAAAGGAUGGCAAAUUCCAGAUUCUGGUUUGCCUGGGGACGAGGGACCACUUGCUCCCUCAGUGGAUCCCAUUGCUGGCAGAGUGCCCUCCCAUUACAAGGAUGUAUGAGGAGAAUGCUCUCCUCCGGGACCGCAUGACUGUCAACUCCCUUAUCCGAGUUCUACAGACAUUGCAAGAUUUCAACAUCAUCCUGGAAGGAUCGCUCAUUAAAGGAGUGGAUGUUUAGCACGGCUUUGCUGAGAACUUCAUUAUUCCUUUCCCAAGCAAGCAAACCACAACUGGAGACCUGUCAGGACUUGAAGGAGAUGGUAGUGCACCACUGUAAGGCAAAGCUGCCGGUUGGAGCGGGAAGCCCAGUUUGUGCCCGAUGGGGACUGUCCUCUAAAGCUGCAGAAAGCCAAGAUGCAGUAUUGUAGUUUAUUUGAAACAGAAAUUUAGUAUAAAAUAGAGUAUUUUCAUGUGUUAGAUGUGUGUAAAUAUGCUAUCUUCUUUAAGAAAUUAUAUUACUCUAAGAAAUUUUUCUUAGACUGAAUGUUCUUGUUCUGACUAUGGAUAGCUUAAACCCGGGGAAGGACUGGGGGGGAGGGAAGGACUGAGGUAGAAAGGGAUGCCCCUACUUGCUUGUGAGGAAGAAGCCAAUCAAUGUGUAAACACAGUGCAAACUCAGCAGGGCUUUUUUCAGGAAUGCAAAUUAAUACAGCAAAUAUCCUUAUGUAGCCAUUGUGAUUGUCUCACUCUUGGAAGUGUUGUAAACAUAUGCUGGUUUAUCCUACUGUACAUGGUCUCCUUUUGUUUCUUUUAUUUGUUUGAAGACUCAGUCCUUCAACUGAAGGGAAGUUGUGAGUUGUCUUUUUUUUUUUUUUUUUUUCCUUUCAGGCCUUUGUGUCACUUCUGCUGAUCUCCAAAAGGGGAGGCAAGCAUUGAAAUGCUUAAACACUGGAGAGGAGGUCUGCUGUCUGUCAGCCUCAGAGACUGAGAGUAUGAGAAAUCUCUCUAAACAGUGCUGCUGUAGCCUGAGAUUGGGAAUGCUGGCUUGCUUGUCUCACUCUCUGUGUCCCUUGCCUGUCUUGAUCUGAUGAUUCCCCCCUUGUCCUCAGCCACUUUGUGUCGUGGGUUACUUUUGAGGAUUUUUUUCCCGUGUUGAGGAAUUUGGUUCAUACUUGCUGUACUUGAGAAGAAUCCUUGCUGUAGGGUCAUAAACAAGAAUGUUGUUGUGCUAUUGAAGUGUAUCAGAUGGCUUUGAAAUGCUGACAUGUUAUGAGUCUUCCUUUAUCCUGCAGAAUGAGUGUUCCUAGGAAGUACAGGAUCUUGGAUUACAUUUAUUUUUUGUUUUAAAUUAUCCAGCAACAACAACAAAAAAAAUAAGAAAAAGGAGUGAAAAAGAAAAAAAGAAUCUCACUUUGGUAUUUUCAGGCUCCUCUCAUACACUCUUUCCAGUUAAUGUGUUAGUAAUACAGCAUGUAUGAGUAGAUACAGGUCUUGAAGAGGAACUGGGAGCAACUGAAAUCCUGUACACUAAAAAUUUAACAGUAGGUUACAUUAAAAUAAAUUUGUGGAUACAGUGCAGCAAAUAUGGAGUGUAUUUUCCAUUCUUGUGAUGGAAGGAUCUGAGGGUGUAUUUAGCUUCACCUGUUUUUAGUUUUUGGAGGUUAGUUUAAAUAUAGAUGUUUGUCUUAACUUGUUUAUUCCCUCUGAUCUUGGCCAUUCUGUCAGCAGAUUUCUGUGGAUGUUUCAGUGUCAGCUGUGGCUGGGGAAAGGCCCUGAACAGGUAUUGUAAGCACAGUGCCUUGCUCUGUGCUCUCAAGUAGCAUUAGGAGGGACUUGGGAACAGGGGGCAGUAGCAGGUCUGGGUAUAGUGUGCACAUGGUGGACAGAGGAAUGAGAGCUAAGGAAAGAGGAUGAAAAGUAGGGUUUUCCUUCUCUCCUGCCUUUUGUCAAGCUUCUCUAGUUUUCCUGUGGUCCUUCUGCUGUCCAGUUCUUAUAACAGCACUCAGUUUAGCAUCAAAGUUUCACACUGUAUUUCCAGACAGAAGAAAGCUCUUCAUGUGACUUUGUUUCAUUAGAAGGGGGAGUUUUAGGCUAUGGAAGGGUUUUUUUCUGUUUGUAAAGAAGUAAAAUAACACUGUUGGAGAGUCUUUAAUUGAGGGUUUCAGUUUUAAUAACAAUUCUUUCCUCUUGGGAUUGUACUUCCUUAAACUGACUAAACCCAUCCUAAACACUGUAGGCAGCACUGCCAUGUCACUGCUGUGGGUGUGAGUAACUAACACAAAGGCUCUGAGUGGUGUCAUGAGUUGGUAGCCAGAACCCAUGGCAGUGUGGCAUCUCUUUUACAUUUCUAGAAAUGUGAAAUCCAGGCUAUUUUUCUGUGUGGCUGGGCAAGUCUGCUUAAAGUCAGUAGAGAAGAUGUAUGACAGCCCUUCAGCAGCAGUUGAAAAUGCAGCCCUAGUACUUAACUCUAUCAGUAAAUUACACAUUUAGUACCAGAAACCAUGUGGCAGCAUAAUUUGGAAAUGACUGCUUAGGAUGUUUUGAUUUCUUUUACAACUCAAGCCUUUUAUGUCUAAUGACUGCUAUACAUGGUUUUCUUUUUUUCACACCCAACCCAGUCUAAGUGACUUUCAUUUUACUGAAAUAAUAACCUCUUCAGUCCUUGGAUUUCUUCACAGCAGCAUCUGCAUUUGCUAGCUGGAUAUGUCUCAAAAGAGUACUUAUGUCUUAAGCAGUCAUACCAUUCAUAUGUCAUGACAUGGGCUAAGUGCAAGCAGGAUAAAGGAUAAAAAGCACCUCUAAAGGUCAAGCAGAUACGAAUAAACCACACACAAAGGGCAAUAGCAAAAUCUUUCUUAAGUUACAAUUAGUCAAAACCUGAGAAAUAUUAAAAUUCAAACUUCCCCAUUUCAAACUACAUUAAAGAACCUUUAGCACUUAAUAUAACUUCAUGUCAGCUUUUCCAGCAAGCUUUGACUUGUUUGGUUUUGUUAGGUUUCACAUCAUGUUAAUAAUAAUAAUACAAUAAAAAUUAUGUAUGUCUAGUAUUUCCUUGUAGGCAAUAAAGCACCCUAAAAUAUGUUGAAAGGGCACAGCUGAGUGCCUCAGAGUUACUUGACAAACUUGGGAGUAUGGUUCUUUGUAGUGAAUUUUUUUCUACCAUGUAUUUUUAUUAUUAUUAUUUUAAUUUUUUUUAAUAGACAACUUUUUUUUGUUGGAAAAUGUGAGGUUCAUUUUCUGUAAGGUUUACAGAAAUUAUUCUACCCACUAUAAUGGUGAGAAACCCAUCAGGAUACUUCUAAGCUAACACAAUUUUUACUUCAGUGUUAAAGCACCUUCAUUGGCUGAGAAAGGGAAUCUUGGAAAAGACCAAAGCUCUCUGGUAUCUGCUUUAAAAAAAAAAAAAUCCUAUUGAAUGCCUGUCUGCAGAUGUCUGAGUUUGCAUCGUCCUGUUAUACUAACAUCCAGUGUGGUAACCUGAGAGAGUCAGAUGCCUCUCUAUUGUAUAAAAUGUGUAUUUAUAAUUCUCUGAAAUGAAUGAAAUCCUACUGUUUAGUGAAAAACCUACUCAUGUUUAUUCCAAGCUGGUUUGUGGAAUUAGAGAUCAUUGUUCAAAAAUGUCUUUUUAGAAUAGUUGUGCGAUGGCAUAUUUGAGAAAAUUCCUUCUUUCAAUCAAAUGAAGGUGCCCAUCUUAUGGGGAAAUACUGUAUGUUACACUUGAAAUGUACAAAUGUGCCCUGUAUAGCUUAAAAUGAUCCUUAAAUGUCUCCAUUAAGUAUAUUUUGUCUUUACAUUAUUACUAACUGAAUAAGAACUGGAUUAUUUUCAAGACAAUAUUAGUAAAAGUAUUGUUAUAUCAAGCACUUUAACAUACAUAUCACAAACUGACAUGGGUUUUUCAGGUUUUGAAGUACAUUGAAAUACAGCUUUUCAUGCUAUGUCCUUUACAAAUAAAACUGUGAGAAUAA
Calypte anna (Anna's hummingbird) is the source of this 7606-nucleotide messenger RNA. It is a transcript of the gene DENND5B, whose product is annotated as DENN domain containing 5B. Lineage: Eukaryota; Metazoa; Chordata; Aves; Apodiformes; Trochilidae. Bases 1 to 3876 code for a protein of 1291 amino acids. The record is from RefSeq and is a predicted model, not a curated record. The transcript is spliced from 22 exons. Gene Ontology annotation, molecular function: small GTPase binding; guanyl-nucleotide exchange factor activity.